AUGAAGAUGGCAAUAAAACCGCCUGUACACCUGGCAUUAUCAACCGACGACUCGCACGACAAUCUACUCCGUCACCAACAGCGUAAAUCGCAAUUAUCUCAAUAUGUGAAAUCCAUUCAGGAGUUUCAGUCCACUCAAACUACCAUCGAUUCAUACCAGGUAGAGAUGGCAUCUACAUCUACCGUAACACCAAAGUUUGGCCAGGACAAGCUUUUGGAGAACACCGGAAUAAAACACAACCAGAAGCAUCUCUCGCGAUCGAAAAGUACCUUGAGCCUCCAAAAUAUUGAUGGAGCGAGGCAUUCUAUGUUGGAAAGAACCCUUCAAAGUGGAUUUGUGGGAUUAAGGGGUCGACCAUUUACAGUAUCUAAGGUUGGGAAUAAUGGCAAGAUAUACUUGCGUCCUAAAAUUCUUCCUGUGAGAGAAUCAUUAUCAUUAUCUUCAAAUUUCACUCUCUUUUCACCUAAAAUAGCUGAUGACAAUACUCCUACACCAUUCACUCAUCUCAACAAGUCUCAAAAUGAUAAUUCAGCAAAAUCCAUUCCAAGUUCCGACCUUCACAACAUUUCAAGAGACUCAAAAUUCACAAAUACACGCACAGAAAUACCGUCACUAUCUCUUUCUAUCCCUGGCAAAUAUGCAUUGGAAUCAGAUGAGCCCAAUAAAUAUACAGGGAAAUCUGAUAAAAAAAGCACUCACAAGCACUCUAACAAAACAAACUCAGUACAGUCCCCCACUCUGCAGGUAUCCAUACCAUCAUAUAGCCUUGGUUUCGAUCCUAUCGAUUGUUCUGACCCUCAACAACCUGACAGCUCUAUCCCAAGCAAAAUUUCUUCAGAAAAUACAGAAAGCUUGGCUGAUGUCAGCUCAUCUACAUUGUGUCAUUUCUCUUCGAAACGAGAGUCUGAGACUUAUGCGCUACCCGACUUCUCCAACUUUGUGGACUUGGACCAGCUUGAUAAUGCAUCACUGCAGCAGGAAGUUAUAUCACGAGGCUUUAGUAUAGUUCCUGAAAUGUUUGAUAAGCUGAUGCUUAGACCUCUCUGUGAACACCCAACUGUCGUCCAAUACACAGCAGCCCGACAAAUCUCAGCUGCAACUCCUGCUCGUCUAAUAGCGGAAAUCACUUCACCCAGUUUUGUCGAUUACAAUCUAUUAUCGGAUUUUUUUCUAACCUUUCGCUCUUUUUUAGGAACCUCACAGUUGUUAAAAAUGCUAAUUGCGCGUCUUAAAUGGGCUCUGCUUAAAAAAGAUUCCACUGGGACUAUCGUCAGGGUUAGAACUUUUGUUGCAUUGAGACAUUGGCUCCUAAAUUAUUUUGUUGACGACUUUCUGAUGGAUUUAGAGUUACGUAAGCUAUUUUGUGAACUACUAAAUGAUUUUGUUGACCAGAUCAAACAAAAUCCCCAGCAAUCUCAAAUUCCCUUUCAAAUAACCGGAGAGCUUAAAAAGUGUUGGAGGAUAGUAUGCGCCACGUUCUGGGACAGUGCCGAUUCUUUUGUGGAGAUGGGCCCCUUGGCUCCUAUAUUUCCAGGCGAAUAUUUUGAUCCCAGUAUACCAAAGAUUGGACCAAAAAUCUGGACAAGCUGCCACAGCAAAAAUGCAAUCGACGAAUCGGAACCGAUCUCCCAGGAGAUAAGAAUAUUAAAUGAAAAUUCUCAAUUUGAAUCACCACAAUUAAACGGUGAAGAAUUUCAGUUUUUGUCACAUCAUUCCGAAAAACUCAACUUGCGAAGUGAAGAGAAACCGAAUUUACCUAAAAUCCUGAUCAGCGACGAUGAAGCCCAUUUCAAUACAGAUUAUCUGGAUUCGGAAAGUUUAAAUCAUUUUAGCUCUUACCCCACGCCUUAUAAACCAAACCAUGAGCCUAAUAAUAAUCCUUCUCACAGAAAAAACAAUGAGCUGCGCGCCUGGAACUUUAAGCAGAAUGCUAGAUUUUCCGAUUCCUAUAGGGGCUGUAGUCUCUCAAUAUUCCCACCUCGCAAAAUAAGGCACCAUAGUACCGAGCUCCUCACAACAUUCCCACCUGCUAGUGCUAUUUUAAGGGCCAACUUAUUCCCUCCUGGCCAGCCAUUUGUAGACGUGAAAACUUCUCUAACACCGACAGGAAGUAUAAAAGAAAUCAUGAUUCCUCAUGGUGCUAGAGUUAACCAUAGGAGUGCAUCUGCAAUUUCGGGACCCGGUAUGAAAAGAUUACUCGGAAAUAUGCGACGAGCUCUCAGAGAUAGAGCCGGUCAGGUUGCUAGCUCGCAGCAUAUCCAGGGAUGUCUCCCUCACGUCUCUCCGCACGUCAAUCGAAGUUCCAACAUAAAUGGAGCCCCUGACUUAUCUGAAAGCUUAAAGAGUCACACUCGAAACGUUCCCAGCGAUAUGUCGAUGCGUAUAGAUUUUCUAGGAGUAGAGGUAGCUAAAGACUUCAAAGAAGCCCUGGAAGAAGGCUCUGAGACGAGAAACAGUGAUAAAAUAUAUCAAGAGUUGAAGCUUACCCAGCACACUGCCAAAGAAUCGGGUCCUCAAGACACAAUAUUCAAAUCAUUUAUUGGCUCGCAAUCGUCUCUUCUCGCAAUUGGCAGCGUUGAAAAUUUCAUCGAGAACUCUAACGAGACACUCUCAUCUCCCUCUACAAACAAAUUUCUUCCACCAAUUCCGUUAGUAACAGCAGAAUCUCUUGACAGCCCCACGCUGAAGACACGCCCGAAUACUCGUUUGCAGCCUUCAUGUGGACCUACACCACCCGUCACACCUCCCAAUCAAUCUCCAAGUUCAUUUAUGGGUAUCACAACUCCAAAUUUUCAGAAUAUAUUCGAUCGAUCUGCCUGGGAUCAAACUCUCUCUGUAGAGAAUAAUUUAUCUCAUUAUAAUGAUUCAGAUCUUCGGGAAGAUCAAAAGACUUCUGACCAAUCAAUGAGGGCUAUUAGUGUUAGUCAAGCUCUGGAAACACCUACAACAAACUCUGCAAAAUCUCGUAAGCAACUGACAUCAUUUCAAAGUAAUCAUACAAGAUGGACGCAUGAGCGAAGCUUUGAUGCUACAACUAUCUCGGGAUCUGAAUUUGGAGAUCACGAGCAAAUUUUAGACCUGACCUCUAUUCCUUCACUCCUCAGACCUCUUCGAAGACGACCUGGGUGUAAUCUACGUUCAAUAAACAAUUUGGAGGCGCCCGGAACAAAUCUUCGUGAUGCAGCCAGCUCUACAGACUCAUGGGCUUCUGAAGUCUCGAAAAGCCUUUACUCAUUGCAUCCAAGUAACAGCCAGUAUGACGAUGGAGUAGAAAACCCCGGCCGGAAUGUCUCGCUAGGACAACUAGCUGGGUCGCACCAAGAGGUCAUCAAUUCAACAUUUGCUGCGCCGGAGUCGAUGGAAAAUGGAGCUUAUAUUCUCGCGCAGAUACCGGACGAUGAUGACGACGACGGAGGUAUAGAAUCUACUCUGCUAAAGUUAGAAGGAAGGUUUCAAAAACGUAAGCAUGAGGGUGCUAGAAACAAAAAUUCGGUUUACACCCGUCGUGAUACGCAUCUGAACACGCUCAGUACUUUUUCACCAUUGCCGGCCAAGGAAGAAGGGGGAAGAGAAAUUAAAUCAAUCCCAGAUUUGAAAACUGAUUCGAAAAAAUUCAUAUCUACCUCAGACCAUCCACAAUUUAUUCCGGAUAUGGAUAAAUUACGCCAAGGCUUUGAUGCCUCGUCCCCCUGUCUCUCACAUGUUGAAAAAUAUACUCGGUCUAUAGAAUCCCGAAGCUUAUAUUCCAGGCCAGAAAAGGAUACAAGCUGCUAUGACCACCUCUCAGAUUAUGGCUCGCGUGAGGCAUUUGGUCUAGAACGACAUGAACAAAUCACCAGUAACAUACUCCACACACCAGAGCUCUCGCAUGGUAAUACUUCAGACUCGGCACUCGAGUCCGAUGAGGUUGAUGAACAUCAAUCCAAGGCAAGCACUAUUGAUUCACUAUCUUGGGCUCACACUGAUGAUAAAGAUUUAAUCUCUCUAAAAUUUUGGGAAAACCCAUCCCCAAAUGAAUAUAAUAACUUUGAUUUGAAGUCCACUACCGAAAGUUUGUUCUCCCCUACAGAAAAUUGUAUUAAACCCAAAGAGUACGCGCACCCUCUUUUCGAACCUCUCUCGUCAUCAAUAAAAAUGCCACAAGCUCUAGAAAUUUCUCCGGAAGCUUCUUAUUUUCAUUCCGGGCUAAAAAUUCACGAGUCCAUGGUUCCUGAGGACAGUCCUGCUAUUUCAUUCGACAAAGAAACAGAGAUUAGGCCCUCAAAACAUCCAAUAAAUCCACUCAGGUCGCAUCGUAUAACUGAGUCAUACAGAAAAAUGCCACCACACAUGCCAUUUAUCCUUGCUCAUGACUCGGAAAUUUUGGCACAGCAGUUUACACUUGUUGAAAAAGAUGCACUCAAUGAGAUAGACUGGAAAGAUCUUAUAGAAAUUCAAUGCGGGAAUCCUCCAAGUGAAAUAAGAUCUUGGGUUAAAUUUCUUAGGUCGAAGAGUUCUCCACAAGGGAUUGAGAUUAUUAUGACACGAUUCAAUCUUAUGGUGAAAUGGGCAAUUUCUGAAUGUAUUCUAAUUCAGAAUCUAAAUAAGCGCGUAGACUGUUUGGUUAAAUUGAUUCAUAUUGCAGAAAUCUGUAGGAAACGACGAAAUUUUGCAACAAUGACGCAAAUAACAACAGCUUUGAUCAGCCGAGACCUUACCGAGCUCACACAUACAUGGUCACAUAUUUCAUCUCCCGAUAUUCGGAUCCUUGAGGAACUCAAGACCCUUAUAUUACCUUCUCAAAAUUUUCAUAAUCUUCGCGCUGAAAUGGAAGGUGCUAGCGUCGAUCAGGGCUGUAUUCCCUUUCUUGGGAUUUACAUCGAAGAAUUGGCUUUGAAUCAUCAAAAUCCCAUCUUCAUGGAGAAUUCGUCAACAAUGGAACCCUUGGUGAAUUUUGAGAGAUGCCGCACAGACGCCAUGAUCAUCAAAACCCUACUACGGCUUAUUGAAGCAAGCCAACGAUAUGAAUUUUCACCCAUCGAAGGUGUCAUCGAGAGAUGUAUAUGGAUAGCGGCUUUAAGCGAUGAAGAGAUAGCAAAUUAUAGAAAGCUAAUCCAAGGCUAA
Molecule: messenger RNA, 5103 nt
Organism: Blumeria graminis f. sp. triticale
Lineage: Eukaryota; Fungi; Ascomycota; Leotiomycetes; Helotiales; Erysiphaceae
Source: the annotation of a GenBank genome assembly